Messenger RNA from Colletotrichum graminicola M1.001, 1677 nucleotides. RefSeq names its product serine carboxypeptidase S28. The record is from RefSeq and is a predicted model, not a curated record. Gene Ontology annotation, biological process: proteolysis. Bases 1 to 1677 code for a protein of 558 amino acids. The transcript has 3 exons. Gene Ontology annotation, molecular function: serine-type exopeptidase activity; dipeptidyl-peptidase activity. Lineage: Eukaryota; Fungi; Ascomycota; Sordariomycetes; Glomerellales; Glomerellaceae.
AUGGCGGCGCAUUGGAAGUUGAGAGCUUGCAUGCUCCUGGGCGCGGCGCAGGCAGCCGCCGGGCUAGGACCACAGCACCGCCUCAUGAACCGUGAAGCAUGGGACGCGAUUCAUUCGACGCCCCAACUCCAGGUCGAGUCCGUUUCAACCUUCUCCAAGUACCCCGAGUACAACUUAUCUGUGCCCAUUGACCAUUUCCACAACGAUUCUCGUUACGAACCGCACUCUGACGAAUACUUCAACCUUCGUUACUGGUUCGAUGCGAAGCACUACCGCCCAGGAGGCCCCGUCAUCAUCUUGGCUGCCGGCGAGACGGAUGGCAAAGACCGUCUGCCCUUCCUCGAUCAUGGCAUCCUCUCCAUUCUCGCCAAGGCCACUGGCGGCGUCGGCGUCGUUCUCGAGCAUCGCUACUAUGGCAAGAGCUUCCCUGUCCCCGACCUCAGCACCGAGAACCUCCGCUUCUUGAGUACUGAUCAGGCCCUUGCGGACACCGUCUAUUUCGCGAAGCACAUCAGCUUCCCAGGACAUGAGGACCUAAACCUGACCGCUCCGGGAACCCCUUACCUUGUCUACGGAGGCUCUUACGCAGGUGCCUUUGCCGCUUUCCUGCGAAAGCUCUACCCUGAUGUCUUUUGGGGCGGCAUCUCUUCCUCCGGCGUCACGGCUGCCAUUAUCGACUAUUGGGAGUACUACGAGGGUGCCAGACUCUUUGCACCUGGAGACUGUGCCGAGACAACCCAAAACCUUACCCAGGUUGUGGACAACGUUCUGCUUGCCAAGUCUGAGCAAGUGAAGCCUAGCCACGUGAGCCAACUGAAGGAGCUCUUUGGGCUUGGUCCGCUUCAAGACGAUGAUUUCGCUAGCACUAUCUCCUAUGGCAUAUCUGGCCUGCAAUCAACGAACUGGGACCCCGCCUCGGACUCGACUAGCUUCGGAACCUACUGCGCCACCGUCAGCUCGGACAGCGUCCUGUUCGGCAGCACACGCCAUCUCAGACCUGCUGUCGAGGAGUUGCUUUUCGUUAGCGGCGCCGAUGUGAAGCUGACAAAUCGCUUGCUGAACUACGCUGGCUACGUGAGGAACUACGUUAAGAAAGGUUGUAGGGGCGGAGAUCUGGUAAAGUGCUUUUCAAGCCGCAAAAGAGAGGGCUACCAAAACAUCAGCGUUCACCAAGGUUAUGAGCGCAGUUGGUUUUAUCAAGUGUGCACUGAAUGGGGCUACUUCCAGACUGGUUCCGGAGUGCCCGAAGACCAGCUCCCGCUUGUUUCCCGUGUCAUCGACGUUGAGUACAGCUCCAUUUACUGCCGGGAGGCUUUUAACAUCACCAAGCCCCCUAACGUAGAUGCCAUCAACAAACAUGGCGGGUUCAACUUCAGCUAUCCGCGCGUUGCCAUCGUUGACGGUGAGGCAGACCCGUGGAGACCCGCCACGCCCCAUAAAAUUGGUCUGGACCGGAAGUCAACGACUAGCGAACCCUUUCUCCUCAUCGAGCUAGGAGUUCACCACUGGGACGAAAACGGUGUGAAGCCCGAGAAUGUCACUCCGGACUUUCCGCCCGCCUCCAUCAAGAAAGUCCAAGCUCAGGAAGUUGAAUUUGUCACUGCCUGGAUGAAGGAGUGGAGAGAUGCUCAGAGCCAAAGCAACCGCCAAGAAGAACCAGUGUUCGAAGAGCUUUAG